AUGCCCGCGCGCUCGCACUCUGCGGUGCUAUGGCGAGGUCUCCGGUAUCUGUGGUUCCAUUUCCUUUUCUUGGCUCUCAUCUACUUGCGGGUCCCUCCUGAAACUUGCGGCUUGGGGAAGCAGGGGCCGCUGCGGCUCUUGCGCCAGCAGGCGGGGCUCGAGCUGCGGACGAAGAUCAACAAUCCGAACAUGAGCUUCAGUCCAGAGGCCAGGCGACUGAUUCCGCAGAUCGCGAACGCCCGGGAGCGGGGAGACUGGCGGAAGGUGGGGAACCUCUUUGAAAGUUAUACCGGCAACGAGCUUCCUGUGCUUCAUGCGGUGCUCCACGCAGCAUACAGCUGCGGCCAGUACCGGGCCGGGGCCAAGAUCUACGACAAGAUCUGCGAUCUGAACAUCACGCAGGACGCGGCUUCCUUUGGUACGGCCAUGAAGGUCUUCGCCAAGCUUUCUGAGCCCGAACGUGUUGGGGAGAUCUGGGCCCAGGCGCGGCGCUCCUGCGACCUCGACGAGCUACUCGCGGCGGCUCGGAUCGAUGCUGCUGCGGCCUUUGGGGACAUCGAGACGGCGGCGGGGAUCCUCGAUGAGAUGAACCGCAGCGGCGUCUCGAUCAACAUCGCGCAUGUCACCUCCGCGAUCCGAGCCUGCUGGGAGUC
Molecule: messenger RNA, 653 nt
Organism: Symbiodinium necroappetens
Lineage: Eukaryota; Dinophyceae; Suessiales; Symbiodiniaceae
Source: the annotation of a GenBank genome assembly